AUGGCUCAGAUGGACUCGUCGGCCCCAGCUCCUGCUCCUGCUUCAGCACUUCCUCUAGUAUCGCCCAUCAUGGAGGAGAACGAACGCCCCGAUCUGGUGCGCGCCAUGGAUUCGUCAGGCACCGACGUGACGGAUGCGUCGGAAGACUACGAAACCGAGACGGACAACGACGUGACGGGCCCGGACGAUGUCGACGUCCAGAGAAUGCAUUUCCAGCCCGCCCAUGCAAUCGCCGACGGACAGAUGACGCCUGCCUCGCAGUUCGGUUGGAGUGUGUCGAGCCAUUCGCGCGCCCGGAAUGGCUCUGGUGGGACUAACGGUCCGUCCAACAUCAACACGGCCUUGAGUCCCGAGACAGCAUACCCAGCUCCGCCUCAGCUUCUAUCCACCCAUCCUGUACCGCCGCAACAAGCUCGUCCAGCACGCCCUCCGAAUGUGCGCCAGCCCUCUAAUGCCUACGCUCCCGCUCGCCGUCCUCACCAAUAUUCCUACAACAACACUGCUCAACGUGCAGCCCGUACCACUUCUACGAACCGGGUCCGCCGCAACCCGAACGCCGAAUACCGCGCUCAAGAGAAGGCAUACGUUCAGCGCCUGCGUCAGGACGCUCCACCCGACGACUUCUUCGUUGGCGAGCCGCGAACUCCCAGUCUCGAUUACAGCGAUGGCUCCGAGCCCGACGACGAGUCGCCUGCUGCUGGAGAGGUGCUGGAGCAUGAACACGAUGAAGAGACUCUACUAUACUACGGCAACGAAGAUAUGCAACCGUCAAUCGAGGAGCUGAAGAUACCGGAGAAUCGCGAACGCCUGGAAUGGCACUCUAUGUUGGCCAACGUCCUAACCGGAGAUGUCGUCAAGCAGGAAAAGAAACGUUUGAUCGGCGGUCAGGACCCUCAAAGCGACAGGUCAAUGAUCAUGGAGGUCUGGACUGGGGUAAGAGCAAAGGUCUGCGGUCGCUCCUUGGCUGCACAACGGCGUAUGAUCGAAGACGGACGCAGCAAGAUCAAGGCUGUCAUCGAAGAGAUUAUUGGUUUUGAAAUCAAGGGCGAGGCUGAGGCAGGCAAGAUACCACUCGAGCAAGUCCGAGAUGUCGUGCAAAAGAUCGAAAAGAUCGAAGGACUAUACCCUACGCGCAUGUCUUUCGUUCAGGCAAACCCGCGUGCCGCAUCAGACGCCUACAUCAACAGCUGUGAUGCUGUCAUGUCAUGGCACAACACAACGGAUCUUAUCAACACUCAACUCGGUAUCUUGCAGGCUUGGGUUGGAAACCAGGAGCUGUCGUUUGACAAGCCACGCCAACGCGGUCUUCAAGAUACUCACGGACACAUCAUUGACGAGAGUACCUUCAUUGACCGCAUCCUCAAGGAAGAUGGUCUUCGCUCGCUGUGGGACGAAGAAAAAGAGACCAAGGAAAACAAGCCCAACGGUCUUUUCCACGUCGUCAACACUGUCAUCGACAAGGCCAAGUCUACCCUCAUCUCCAAUGCCGAGUCUUUCGCGGAUCGUCACUUGCCUCCAUACAUUGAGGAGUUGUUGACUCUGAUCAACUUCCCUUCGCGUCUCGUCCAAGAGAUCAUCAAGGUCCGUAUAGGUUAUGCGAAGAAGAUGAAGGACCCUGCUCAACAGGGUGUCAUGAUGGCCGAGCAAAUGAUUUUGCAGUUCCAGAGUCUUCUCAAACUGGCCGUCAAAGUCAAAGAGGCAUAUCUCCUUGCUGCUCACCCCGAGCCUGGUUGGGAUCUGCCACCUUGCAUUGACGAAAACUUUGACCGUAUCGUUCUCGAAGCUGUCCGCUUCUACUUCCGCAUGCUGAACUGGAAAUUGAUGGCCAACAAGAACACGUUCAAGGAGGCUGAAAUUCUCGAACAGGAAUGGGGUUUCUGCAAUGAGUUGGGUAGGCACCUCGAAGGUGGUGAUGUUGAGGUUGCCGAGCAGUUCAGGUUUGUGCACAUACUGCUUUUCUCCUUCCAGUUCGUUACUGACCAUAAGAUANGUUCGUUGACAUCCAAGUCGCUCACCAGACUAACACUGCACUUCGAACGCGAGUUGCAGAAACGACCCGACGAAGUCGCUGGUGCCGAGAUGGACAAGAGAUAUAAGAACAUUCUUGACUCUGUCCGUGUGCGACAGCGUAAAAUCUUCCGUUUCUCCCGUUUGUUGAGCCAACGCUUUGAGAACUCUACCGAGUACAGUCUGAACAUGAACUCGGUGCACAUGCAAGACUUGAUCGAUGCACUUAUCGGUUCAGGUCACUUCCUCAUUGACACGGAUUCGGAGAAGACUGGCUUGUACUUCAUCGCUUGUCCGACCCUAGACGGUCGUCUCAAGGAGAUCGAAACCUUGCUUCGAACCUGUUACCAUCCUGAAGAAUCCAUCGAAGAUCUCACUAAUCCGUACGUCCUAAUCCUCAAGCCUGAGGGUUCCAUAUCAUGGGAUGGUGCUGUACUCGAAAGAUCUGGUUUCUCACCGCCUCACAUCGACCUCCGUACUGGUUUCAUGCGACUAGUCGCCGAUGGCCCACAAGAAAGACUUGGAGAUGCCAACACCGCCUUCGCUUCAAACAUCAACCUCGAUCUCAACGUCGUGGUGCCGCAACGCGCAAACAUGACACGAGUCAACCAGGAACUUCAGAAGAUCAGACGCACGACUUACAAGCUCAGUAAUACCAUUAUGGACAGUGUUGAGAUUGUGCGCAAGCAGACUGAAGGACUUCAGUGUCAGGAGCUUAUCCAAACGUGUUUCGCGUUCGCUACUGAAUUCGGACAACGUUCAGUGCUUUACAUGGACCCCAAUCGCCGUGCUUACCACAAUCUCAAGAUGACAAGACUUGCGUUAGACUGGGUCAGCUUCGUUGCGGACGACUGUAUUCCUUCAGACCGCAAGACUUUCCGCUGGGCUGUCGUAGCACUUGAAUUUGCCAUGGUCAUGACACGAGGACAGAACAUUCUGUCCAUCAGCAUGACCGAGUACGACAAGCUGCGAGCCAAGGUUGCUGGAUGUAUGUCUUUGUUGAUCAGUCACUUCGAUAUCAUGGGCGCUCGUUCGAACGUUGCUGCCGAAGCAGAGAAACAGCGGCUGGAGAGUAUGGCUGGCAAGCUGCGUCUGGACGUCAGCAAGCUGAAGGAUGAUGACGAGAGCUCCAAACUUGUACAGCAGCAAUGGGUUGAACAGCUCCAACAGAUUGACGAGUUCCGAAAGGAGCGUGAAGCUGAGCGACAAGCACUUGGACGUGUCCUCGAGGACAGUAACGAAGCCGAUCGUGCACUCACAUAUCUUUCCGCUUCGGCAGGAAACGUUGUAUUGCGUUGGCAGCAGGGCCAGUUCGUCGGUGGCGGUACCUUUGGUUCCGUCUAUGCUGCCAUUAACCUCGACAGUGGUCAUCUCAUGGCUGUCAAGGAGAUUCGACUACAAGAUCCCCAGCUCAUCCCGACCAUUGUAUCACAAAUUCGUGACGAGAUGGGAGUUCUACAAGUCCUCGACCAUCCCAACGUUGUCAGUUACUACGGUAUUGAGCCUCAUAGAGACAAGGUUUACAUCUUCAUGGAGUACUGUUCAGGCGGGAGUUUGGCAGGUCUCCUUGAGCAUGGCCGUAUCGAGGAUGAGACUGUCAUCCAAGUAUACGGUCUUCAGAUGUUGGAGGGUCUUGCCUAUCUUCACGAAGCAGGCGUCGUUCACCGCGACAUCAAGCCCGAGAAUAUUCUUCUUGACCACAAUGGUGUAAUCAAAUACGUCGAUUUCGGUGCCGCAAAGGUUAUCGCCAAGCAAGGGAAAACACUCGUGGCCGAUCCGACAGGCCGUGGUGGACGUCAAAACUCCAUGACAGGUACGCCAAUGUACAUGUCUCCCGAAGUCAUCAAGGGCGGCGCACCUGUCAACUCCCGUCACGGCGCCGUCGACAUUUGGUCGCUGGGCUGUGUCAUUCUCGAAAUGGCUACCGGUCGUCGUCCUUGGGCUUCACUCGACAACGAAUGGGCCAUCAUGUACAACAUUGCUCAAGGCAACCCACCUCAGCUCCCCUCGAACGAUCAGCUCUCCGAACUUGGCUUGGAUUUCUUGAACAAGUGCUUUGAACGUGAUCCGGCCAAGAGAUCUUCGGCUGCUGAACUGUUGCAGCAUGAUUGGAUCAUGCAGUUGAGAAAUCAAUUGUCUCUUGAGGNNCCUGGCACGCCGGCGACACCGGCUUCCGAGUCAAGCUUUGGCAGUAUGAGUAGGCAUGAGAGUAUGAAUGGGUCUUAUGGUGGUUGA
Molecule: messenger RNA, 4242 nt
Organism: Aureobasidium uvarum
Lineage: Eukaryota; Fungi; Ascomycota; Dothideomycetes; Dothideales; Saccotheciaceae
Source: the annotation of a GenBank genome assembly